Molecule: messenger RNA, 770 nt
Organism: Trichosurus vulpecula (common brushtail)
Lineage: Eukaryota; Metazoa; Chordata; Mammalia; Diprotodontia; Phalangeridae
Gene: TMEM107
Product: transmembrane protein 107
Exons: 4
Coding region: 121-576 (151 amino acids)
Biological process (GO): protein localization to ciliary transition zone; non-motile cilium assembly
Cellular component (GO): MKS complex
Source: RefSeq, a predicted model, not a curated record
CGUCCGGAGCCGCUCCUACCCAGGAGUCAGGAAUUCUGGAUUUAGGGUUUAGUGUUUCCGUUGUGUGACUUUAAGGACCUCAGUUUCCUCCCCAGCAAAAGGAACGUGUGGACUUGUUGAAUGAAUUGGCGGUCUCUCAAGGCCCCCUGUAGCUUCCACACUCCGCGGCUGAAUGGGAAGGAGGGAACGGGACAAACCCUGGCUGCCCUGCAGCUGUCAUUUCUGUUGUGCCCUGGCUCAAACACCCUGUGUUAUUCCUGCCCUUCUCUACUCCCCUUUCCUAGGACGACAACGUCCAGGCCAGUCUGCCUCCCCACUUCACCUCCGAGGAGUAUGAGAAGGAGGACUCUAAAACUAGCAGGUUUCUUCUCAGGCGUGUCCAUGUUCAACAGCACCCAGAGUCUCUUCUCGAUCGGGCUGCACUGUUGCGCGGCGGUGUCUUUGGCCUUCUUCGUCUUCGAGAGUUGGGAGUGCUCCACCUAUUGGUACAUCUUCGCCUUCUGCAGUGUCCUUCCAGCUUUCACGGAAAUCAUCAUGUUCAUCGCUGUCUUCGUGUUAAAGAAAAAAUCUUUCUGAACCUCUUUCCGCAGACGUGGGGCGGAAGACCGAGAAGGCUUUGCAUUUAGCUCACAGUCCUUGGAAAAAAAUGGGGAAGACUCUGCCAGCAACACGGUUUGGGGGACUAUUGGCAGUGUUCUUAUCCCCCCGAGUUUUGGCACGAUGACAUUGUAUAUAGUACUUUGUAAUAAAACCCAACUUUUGUACCAUAA